This is a messenger RNA of Coffea eugenioides, 987 nucleotides long. RefSeq lists its product as uncharacterized. The record is from RefSeq and is a predicted model, not a curated record. The coding region runs from base 1 to 987 and encodes 328 amino acids. Lineage: Eukaryota; Viridiplantae; Streptophyta; Magnoliopsida; Gentianales; Rubiaceae. The transcript has 3 exons.
AUGGAGGCUGCGGGAAUAGAAAGUGCCCAGCUCCAGGUGCCGACAGAUCUACAGUUGGCGGUGGUGCUGGAGGUUCCAACUACAUGCCAACGCCUUGAGAGGGUAGAGCAGGAGGUGGUCCAUGGGGGGUUGUCCAUGGUAGUGCGGUGGCGCAGGAGAUUAAAAAAUAUAGUUGUGUCAAAUAAGCUCCAACUGCUUGUGGUAUGUGAAACUCAUGUUCACGUGUCUCGUGCCGAGGAGUAUCGCAUUAGAUUAGGAUUCGAUUGUGUUCGAACUCAUUCGUCGGGGUUGUCAUGGGUGUUCUAUAAUUUUCCUAUUGUUUGUUCUGUGGCGACUGAGGGGGAUCAAUUUUUAUCACUGGAAAUUUGUCACCCUCAUUUGCUAGCUCCAAUUACUUUUGCUGCUGUACAUGCUGCCUCUAUGGUGGAGGAACGGAAGGUUCUUUGGGAUGGGUUGUUGCAUUGUCAACCACAUCAAAGGCCUUGGAUUGUCGUUAGAGAUUUCAAUGUGGUCCUUCAACCUUGGGAAAAGAGAGGGGGGAGGCCUUUUAGGGUGGCUGAAGCUAGUGACUUUGUUGAAUUUAUGGGUUCUGCGAGUUUGUUUGAUGGGGGUUUCUCAGGAUCGAACUUUACUUGGUGUAAUAAUCGCCACGGUAGAGCGAUAAUUUGGAAGCAGUUGGAUCGUCUCUUGCUCAAUGCGGCUGACCAUGAGGAAUUCUUGGGGGUGGUGAAGCAAUCUUGGGAGCAGAAGUGUAUGGGACCGCCAUUGCACGUCCUUUGUUCGAAGCUGCAACGCUUAAGAACGAGUAUUCAAGCGUGGAAUAAAGAAAGAGUAGGGAAUUUCUUUGACAAUGUUAGAAAGGUGGAGGCAGAAGUAGCUAGUUUGGAACAAUGUAUGGCAGGAGGGGGAUCUGAUAAUGAUCAACUGCGGUUGCAUCAGGCCCAGGCUCGGCUUAGACGUGCGUUAGCCAUGGAGGAAGCCCUGUGA